GGCUGCCAUAAUCCUCAAAAAUAUAAACUUUUUGUAGCUUUAGCGAGAAAACUGUUCACACUUUAACCAUUUUUUAGCUGAUUAUGUGCUUAAAGUUGCAGUCUUUGUGCAGUUACUGUGUGUGUAUUUAUAUUUUUUCACUGAGUUCUAUCUAACGUUCACCGAUGAGUUCGGGGUCUGAUACUAGUUACUCAAAGAUGAUGUCAGGUGUAGCGAUUCGAUCGAUGUUCCAAAACUCUGAUUACGGCGAAGAUUUGAGUAUGCUGAUUCGCCAGCAGAGGCGGCAGCAGCAUCAAGAAGCAAGUGAGCGCGAGAGGGAGCUUAACAUGUACAGAAGUGGGUCGGCGCCUCCCACCGUCGAGGGCUCGCUUUCUGCUGUUGGUGCCCUGUUUGACACUUCGACGAUGGUAUCAGGUUUCGGCAAAGGUGGCGGCGGAGGAAGGGGUUUCACGAGCGAAGAGGAGCUUCGUGCUGAUCCAGCGUAUGCAAAUUAUUACUAUUCGAAUGCGAAUCCAAACCCACGCUUGCCGCCGCCGUUGGUGUCGAAAGAGGACUGGCGUUUCACUCAACGUUUAAGUGGCGGGAUUGGAGACAGGAGGAAUGGAGACAGCUCGCUUUUUACGGUGCAGCCUCCGGGUUUUGAUGGGAAGGACGAGAAUGUUGUGAAUAAAAGAAAGAGUGCGGCGGAGUGGGGCGGCAAUGGGUUGAUCGGGAUGCCGCCGAUGGGACUUGGGAGCAGGCAGAGGAGCAUUACAGAGUUAAUUCAACAGGAUGAGAUAAAUAGUUCAUCAUCUCUAUCUAAUCAUCGCCAGCCUAGCUAUAACGUAUUUGAUGACAGUGCUGAUAACCCAGAAACCCAUUUUGCUCAGCUGCACCAAGAUUUGGCGGCUGCAGAUGCUUUGCGUUCUGGUGGGACCACACUGGGCAUAUCUGGUGCCCAAAAUCUUGGUGGAUCAGCUUCUCAAACAUACGCUUCUGCAUUGGGAGCUUCCUUGUCAAGGAGCACUACACCUGACUCUCAACUUCUAGCUAGAGCUCCUAGUCCUUGUCUUCCACCCAUUGGGGAUGGGAGGUCUAACUGUAAUGAUAAAAAAUCUUCCAGUGGUCAAAACUCAUUUAAUGCUGUAUCAUCCAGUUUAAACGAGCCUGCAGAUCUGGUGUCUGCUUUGGCUGGCAUGAAUCUGUCCUCGAAUGGCAUAGCAAAUGACGAGAAACAUUCCAGUGGGCGUAAUGAAUCUGAGCACUCUCAUACUAUCAAUUAUCAUGCAUUCCUCAACAAGCCAGAACCCCUUCCUUAUCAGCUUCACUCUGCUCCCCAGUUGACAAAAGCAUCUCACUUGAAAGUGAAUAAUAGCAGUGGUUUCAGAGUGGAUCUAAAUAACUCUUUAGCAAACGCAAGUGAGCAGUUAGAGCUCCAUAACUCUGCUGGGAUUUCUGUUAACUCAGGUUUAAAAGGACCUGCUACACCAACUUUUACUGGUAGAGGGAACUCACUUGUUCAUCAUCAAAAUUUGGAUGGUAGGACUAUCUCAUACCAAAACUAUGGGUUGAAUGGGUAUGCUGUGAAUACUUCUUCACCACCAAUGAUGGCGAGUCAGCUUGGUAGUGGUAAUUUGCCCCCUUUCUUUGAAAAUGCUGCUGCUGCUGCACUAGGAGCAAAUAGCAUGGACUCCGGAGCCUUGGGAGGAGGUGUAGCUUUAGGACCAAAUUUAUUAUCAGCAUCAGAAUUACAAAAUGCAAGCAGGAUGGGAAAUAAUGCUUCAGGUAGCUCUUAUCAGGCCCCCUUAGUGGAUCCUUUAUAUCUUCAAUAUUUAUUAUCAGGUGAAGUUGCAGCUGCACAGGUUGCAGCCCUUAAUGACCAAGCAAUAAAUAAGGAAUGCUCAAAUAAUUCAUUUACAGAUUUGCUUGGCCUCCAAAAGGCUUACGUGGAGUCACUGAUUGCUCCUCAAAAGUCGCAGUUUGCUGUUCCAUACCUUAACAAGUCUCCUAGCCUGAACCACACUUAUUUUGGAAAUCCAACAUAUGGUGUGGGAGUGUCUUAUCCAGGGAGCCCAUUGGCUGGCUCCUUCUAUCCAAACUCGCCCCUUGGACCAGGUAGUCCUAUGAGGCAAAGUGAGCGGAAUAUGCGUUUGUCUGGAAUGAGGAAUGUGACUGGUGGUUUCAUGGGAGCUUGGCAUUCCGAUUCUGUUGGCAACUUGGAUGAGAAUUUUGCACCAUCCUUGUUGGACGAAUUUAAAAGUAAUAAAACCAAAUGUUUUGAACUUUCAGAAAUUGCUGGCCAUGUUGUUGAGUUCAGUGCUGAUCAAUAUGGAAGCCGAUUUAUCCAACAGAAACUUGAGACCGCCACAAUGGAAGAGAAAAACAUGGUGUUCAAUGAAAUCAUGCCACAAGCUCUUUCUCUAAUGACCGAUGUUUUUGGUAAUUAUGUAAUUCAGAAGUUUUUUGAGCAUGGAACAUCAGCACAAAUAAGAGAACUGGCUGAGCAGCUUACUGGUCAUGUUCUGACCCUAAGUCUUCAAAUGUAUGGCUGCCGAGUUAUCCAGAAGGCUAUAGAAGUUGUUAACCUGGAUCAACAGACUAAAAUGGUAACAGAGCUGGAUGGUCAUAUCAUGCGCUGCGUACGUGAUCAAAAUGGAAAUCAUGUAAUCCAGAAGUGUAUUGAAUGUGUACCUGAAGAUGCUAUCCACUUUAUAGUUUCUACAUUUUAUGACCAAGUUGUGACAUUGUCAACUCAUCCAUAUGGCUGCCGUGUGAUACAGAGAGUCUUGGAGCAUUGCCAUGAUCCCAAAACGCAGCAGAUAAUGAUGGAUGAGAUUCUGCAGUCUGUUUGCUUGUUAGCACAGGACCAAUAUGGGAAUUAUGUCGUACAGCACGUGCUGGAGCAUGGGAAGCCACAUGAACGUUCAGCUAUUGUGAAGCAAUUAACUGGGCAAAUUGUGCAGAUGAGCCAGCAGAAGUUUGCCUCUAAUGUUAUAGAGAAGUGUCUAACUUUUGGAACGCCAACAGAACGCCAGACCCUAGUGAAUGAGAUGCUUGGUUCCACUGAUGAAAAUGAGCCCUUACAGGUGAUGAUGAAAGAUCAGUUUGCGAACUAUGUUGUACAGAAGGUGCUGGAAACUUGUGAUGACCAGCAGCUUGAGCUCAUCCUUAAUCGAAUAAAGGUUCACCUGAAUGCGUUAAAGAAGUAUACUUAUGGGAAGCACAUAGUUGCACGUGUAGAGAAACUGGUUGCUGCUGGAGAAAGGAGGAUUAGUCUGACUCUUCAUCCUGCACAGGUCGUAUAGGAAGUAAAAUUAUUGUAUGGCUAACUGAGUAUAAUACAAGCUCCUUCUCUUGUUAAUUUUCGCAUCUGGCGGCUUCCAUCUGUCAGUUUGGUUCUGACUGGUGGGAGCUGAUCGAGAAUAAGGAAUCAUGGGGUGUACUCAAAACUGUAUAUUUGCUAGUUUGAGGGUAUAUAUUUAUGUCUAGAAUGAGAAUCACGUUAGCUGACGCCGGGGCUGUGAAUGAUGACGCCUGAUGCCCAAGAAGAGAUAAAUUUGUUCCCUAGCUUUUUAUCAGGUUGUAAAGGUAGGUGGUUUUUUCCUUCACGAUUGUGACUGUAAAAAGAAUGUUCUACUAAGUUGCGAGAUCCCUUGUGUUUGAGACCCACAAUUUUUUGUGGUGCAUGAGAUUUCCAUUUUGCCCUUCAGUUAAUCUACUUUUCCUUCUC
Neltuma alba is the source of this 3709-nucleotide messenger RNA. RefSeq names its product pumilio homolog 1. Lineage: Eukaryota; Viridiplantae; Streptophyta; Magnoliopsida; Fabales; Fabaceae. The record is from RefSeq and is a predicted model, not a curated record. The transcript is spliced from 9 exons. Gene Ontology annotation, cellular component: cytoplasm. Gene Ontology annotation, molecular function: mRNA binding. Gene Ontology annotation, biological process: post-transcriptional regulation of gene expression. The coding region runs from base 165 to 3284 and encodes 1039 amino acids.